GGCGCCGGGCCGAUGACAUAAAAGCCAGGCUCCGGGAACUGGUUGUUGCAGUCCUGCUGCUGAGGCGUGGGUAUGGCGUGCCGCGGGCGGAGACCGGAGCACAGCGGGCCUCCGGAGCUGUUUUACGACAAAAAUGAAGCCCGGAAAUACGUACGCAAUUCACGGAUGAUUGAUGUCCAAACCAAGAUGGCUGGGCGAGCCUUGGAGCUCCUUCAUCUCCCUGAGGAUCAGCCCUGUUACCUGCUGGAUAUUGGCUGCGGUUCUGGGCUGAGUGGAGAUUACCUUUCGGAUGAGGGGCACUACUGGGUGGGCAUUGACAUCAGCCCCGCCAUGCUGGACGCGGCCUUGGACCGAGACACUUCAGGAGACCUGCUUCUUGGGGACAUGGGUCAGGGCAUCCCCUUCAAACCAGGCUCCUUUGAUGGUUGUAUCAGCAUUUCUGCCGUGCAGUGGCUCUGCAAUGCCAACAAGAAGUCCGACAUUCCUGCCAAGCGCCUGUACUGCUUCUUUUCUUCUCUGUAUGCUGUUCUGGUCCGUGGAGCCCGAGCUGUCCUGCAGCUGUACCCCGAGAACUCAGAGCAGUUGGAGCUGAUCACCACCCAGGCCACCAAGGCCGGCUUCACCGGUGGAGUGGUGGUAGACUACCCCAACAGCGCCAAAGCCAAGAAGUUCUACCUCUGUUUGUUUUCUGGACCUUCGGCCUUCCUACCAAAGGGCCUGUCCGAGGACAACGAGGAAGAGGAGCCCAGGGAGUCCACGUUCACGGCUGAGAGGGUCCCUUUCAGGAUGGCGAGGCGAGGGGUGGUGAGGAAGAGCCGAGAAUGGGUGCUGGAGAAGAAGGAGCGCCGGCGGCGGCAGGGCAAGGAGGUCCGACCUGACACUCAAUACACCGGCCGCAGGCGCAAGCCCCGCUUCUGAGCAGGUGGCUGCUCCAGUGGGACAGCCUGGGGACCACACUGCUGUGAGCUGUGCCAUCCAGCCCAGACACUCACCUCUGGAGCGUUACUAUACUGAAGUGCCUACUUUAUCAGCUGACAAAAAUAGUGUUUCAGAAAAGUUCUGGGAGCUCGUGCUGUGGCCCAGUGGGGUAAGAAUCCAACUGCAUUGGCUUGGGUCAGUGUGGAGGCACAGGUUCCAUCCCUGGCCCAGGAACUUCCAUGUGCCACGAGGCCAUUUAAAAAAAAAGUUCUGAAGUUCUAAAAGUGUAUUUUCUCUGCUAAAAAUUCUGAGAGCAUCUUACUUUGUUCUAAAAGCAAUAAACCACUUUCUGUGGAA
This is a messenger RNA of Phacochoerus africanus (Common warthog), 1275 nucleotides long. RefSeq names its product BUD23 rRNA methyltransferase and ribosome maturation factor (gene BUD23). Bases 73 to 918 code for a protein of 281 amino acids. The transcript has 12 exons. Gene Ontology annotation, molecular function: rRNA (guanine) methyltransferase activity. The record is from RefSeq and is a predicted model, not a curated record. Gene Ontology annotation, cellular component: nucleolus. Lineage: Eukaryota; Metazoa; Chordata; Mammalia; Artiodactyla; Suidae. Gene Ontology annotation, biological process: rRNA (guanine-N7)-methylation.